Molecule: messenger RNA, 669 nt
Organism: Verticillium alfalfae VaMs.102
Lineage: Eukaryota; Fungi; Ascomycota; Sordariomycetes; Glomerellales; Plectosphaerellaceae
Exons: 3
Coding region: 1-669 (222 amino acids)
Source: RefSeq, a predicted model, not a curated record
AUGGUAAAAGACAAGCUGGUUGAAAGCUCGAUGCUACUGCUUAGCUUCUCGGAUGAGGCUCUUUCUGAAGAAACAGACUCGCUCGACGAUGGUAUGACGUUGCUCAAUGCGUCGGAUGGCCCGAUGCUUGAAACCGAACCGCUACUCGUCGGGAUCAUCACGCUGGCAUCCGACUGUGAAGAUGCGAUGGCUGAUGAUGCCGGUUCGCUUGGAAACGUCUCACUACCCGUGUUCUGGGACGAUUCUGUACCGGGAGCCAGUCCAGAGGAGCUUGACUGUAUGAUCGGUUUACCUGACGGCUCCGCGCUUUGUCUGCUGGCACUCGACCUCACGUUCAAAGAACUGACUGCCUCCGUCGAGACCGAGUCGCUUGCUGGAAUGGCCGCGCUGGGAGAUCGCGUGGGCUCCAUUGACGAGACAACAGCAGUUGGGAAAGAGAGACGUGGGCCUGAUUUAGAGAUUGAGACACUGGAUCUGACGAAAUCACCCGUUGUCGAAGCGCUGAAACUUGGUGAGAAGGCAGGCUCUCUACUUGUAACCGGGAAGCUAUGGGUUGCUGAGGUGGGAACGCUGCUCAUGGACCGCGACGAGGCCAUGUCGGAUCUUUCCACCGAUUUCGACGAUGGAUCACUUGUGGACUCCACGGGUGUGACGGUCGAGGAUGCUUGA